CUCCCAUGUCCCUGUUGAUAUAAACUGGGGUGUCAGUGCAUCUCUCCCCAUUCUUCUUUCACUGCACCUUGUUUAAGACUCCAACACUGAUCAUCAUGAGCAGGAACUACUUGUCCAAAAAUGAUGAGCUCCGCAAGGGAGACUUCCUACUAUCCAACAACCGAGAGUGGAAAGCUGUCUUUCAGGACGAUGGCAACUUUGUGAUCUACGGCUGGAAGCCCAUGUGGUCUUCAGACACAGCCGGCCCCAACCCUCACCGCCUGUGCAUGCAGGAGGACUGCAACCUGGUGAUGUACACACAGGAGGACUCCCCCAUGUGGCACACCAACACCUUUCAGACGAGCUGCAAGAUGUGCCGGAUCCACCUAAAAGACGACGGCAUCCUUGUGCUGGAGAAGGACGGAGUAGACAUCUGGAGCUCCAACGAAUCCUCCGGCAUGAAAUGAAUGAAGUCACAAAGAGUGAAGCUUUUUUUUAAAGUCUGCUACUACAGUGCAUACAUCUCUGACUGUCUGAAUUGGGCAAUCUCGUAACUUUUUAUGUGUAACCAAUAAAACAGUCUGUCUCUUUUAA
Coregonus clupeaformis (lake whitefish) is the source of this 573-nucleotide messenger RNA. Its product is annotated as mannose-specific lectin. The coding region runs from base 96 to 446 and encodes 116 amino acids. NCBI's taxonomy places the organism in Eukaryota, Metazoa, Chordata, Actinopteri, Salmoniformes, Salmonidae. The record is from RefSeq and is a predicted model, not a curated record. The transcript is spliced from 3 exons.